AUGCCGUGUUUCAUCGACGUGCAAGACAAAUUUGGGCCCGCCGUCGCUGCAACCUGUUACCAUGGGUUCGACUUUACUCUGCUCUUUGAGGACAUCUUCUUGUGCAUCGUGCCCGCCGCCGUGCUUGCCAUUCUCGCCCUAAUACGACUGAGACGUUUGUUCCGCCGCCGAUCAGUGUUUCGGCCAAGCCUCUUGUACUAUUCCAAGCUUGCCGUACUCGUAGCGUUGCUCACCGUCCAGCUGUUGCUGCUGGUCCUUCUUUGCGUGCCCGGACUCGUCCCCAAGACGCGCGCUUCUAUUCUGGCUGCUGCGCUGGUCCUGUGCGUUGGCUUCUUGUGCCUGGCCUUGUCCCACCUGGAGCAUCUGAAGAGUGUCCGUCCAUCGGCGCUGCUGUCACUGUACUUUGGUCUGACCCUCCUCCUGGACCUCGUCCGCGCGCGAACACUAUGGGCCAUUCAAGGUAACCGGCCUUUCUUCAUUGCCUUCUCGGCUGGCUUGGGCUUCAAACUGGCCUCGUUGGUCGCUGUGUCGCUCGAGAACAGAUCCGGCCGCGGGCCCCGUGAGACGGCGGGCAAUGUCUUUACUCGCGGCUUGUUCUGGUGGCUGAAUCCUCUCCUCUGGCGGGGAUUCUGGCACGUCCUCGACGUCGAGAGUCUGCCGGCCAUCGAUCCCGAGCUGGGCACGCCGGAGCUGCACCGUCAGCUAUGGGCUCGCUGGCAGUGCUGGCCUCACAAGACGGCCCGAGCCCUGCUUCAACUGCUCUUGUCGGCGCACAAGAACAGCGUGUUACAAGGCGUGCUGCCGCGCCUGGCGCUCUCAGGCUUUACGUUUGCGCAACCAUUCCUGGUCACUCGCGUCAUCAACUUCGCCACGGCGCCCGACGGUCCAGACAGGAGGCUUGACGUCCAGGUCGGCAACGGCCUCAUUGUGGCUACGGCACUCAUUUACGUGGGCCUGGCCGUCUCCAAUGCCAACUCUCAGCACAAGACGUACCGCGUCAUUGCUCGCCUUCGGGCAAGCCUCGUCUCUCUCAUCUACUCCAAGACCCUUGGCGUGUCCAUUCCCACGGCCCAAGAAUCGUCGGCUAUAACAUUGAUGAGCGCCGACGUCGAGCGUUCGGGCUCUGGGCUAAGGUUCAUGCAUGAGGCAUGGGCCAGUCCCGUUGAACUCGGUCUUGGCAUCUAUCUGCUUCAGCGCCAGUUAGGCCCGGCAUCCGCCGCACCCGGAGUUCUCUUCCUACUUUGCAGUGCCGCUGGCCUCAGGGUGGCCGCCAGCAUGGGUCGACGCCAGCGCCUAUGGCUCGAAGCCAUUGAGCACAGGAUUAAAGUCACUUCGGAUGCGCUGUCCUCCAUCAAGGAGGUCCGGAUGGGUGGACUCCAAGCACGAGUGCAAGAUCAACUGGAAGACUUGCGCAACCGCGAGAUCAAGGCUUCACGGCCCUUCAAGAAUGCUCUGGCUCUGAUAGUCUGCUUGUCCUACACAACGGCCGCCAUGGGUCCCGUCUUGUCCUUCGGGAUCUUCUCCCUGCUAGCCAAGAAGAACAACACGGAGCCUCUCACGGCCGACCGGGGAUUUACUUCUCUCGCCGUCUUUUCGCUGCUGCGCGCACCGAUGGCCAUGAUUCUCGACGCCAUCGCCGGCCUUGUUGCAUCUUUGGGUGCCAUUCAACGCAUCGGCGAGUAUCUGGCAACGGACAACAAGGGCGGCGAUGGACAUGACCCUAUUGUCACGGCGACACGGUAUAGCGCCGGAUGGGACCGAAACCGAGGAUUCAUACUUCAAGACAUCACCUUGUCGGUCCAGCGCGGCUCCCUAACCUUUGUCGUCGGGCCAGUGGGCUGUGGCAAGUCGACGCUGCUCCUUUCCAUGCUGGGGGAGACACCCAUCAGCCACGGAGAGCUGCACACGUCGUUUGUCCGCGCAGCGUACGCCGGCCAGUCGCCGUGGCUCAUCAGCGACACGAUACAGAACAACAUUGUCGGCACUGGCGGGCUGGACAAAGACUGGUACCGUCAAGUCGUCGACGCCUGCGCACUGCGAGACGACAUCUCCCGCAUGGCGCGGGGUGACGAAGAAAUGGUCGACGGCGGCGGCUCCAACUUGAGCGGAGGGCAACAGGCCCGACUGGGUGUUGCUCGCGCCGUCUACUCGCGACAGCCCGUCGUCCUGCUUGACGACGUCAUGAGCGGCCUCGAUGCGCGUACCGAGAACACCCUCUUUAGCAAUCUCCUGGGACCCCAAGGCCUGUUGCGUGCCAGCGGCCAGACCACCAUUGUCGCAACCAACGCCGUCCAUCGCCUGUCGGCGGCAGACCACAUCAUUGUCCUCUCCGCCCAAGGAAAGAUUGUCGAACAAGGCUCCUACGAACAGCUUCACUCGGUAUCCAAGCAUGGCCAAGUGGACAAUUCCGAGCGUGACGAACCGGGACAGGCUCUCUCCAGGCCCCCUGACAUGGCAACGAGGCGUGUCGCCUCAUUGCAGCCGCCAGCUCAGCCAGUGACGGGCUCCCAACGACGGAUCGGCGAUGUCACCGUCUACAAGUACUAUGUUGGCGCCGUGGGGUUCUGGAACUUUGCUCUCUUCCUCUUCUGCGGAGCAGUCUUUGUCUUUUCCCUGAUUUUCCCGCAGUACCUGAUGAGGUGGUGGGCGCAAGAGAACGAGCGUCAAGCCAACGGCAAGCUGGGCUUCUAUCUGGGCACCUACUUGGGCCUCGCGUGGCUCGCCGUCUUGGGUCUUGGGGCAGGAUGCUUGCAGCUCGUGGGCAAUAUGAUGCCGCGAGCGUCGGCUUGCUUCCACACGGCGCUCUUGCGCACCACACUCAACGCACCCCUGUCCCUGUUUGCCGGGAGCGCCAUGGGCGACCUCGUCAACCGCUUCAGUCAGGACUUGCAGCUCAUCGACAUGGAGCUGCCGCUGGCUCUGUUCAACACGUCGAUUGAGAUGCUGUCCAGCGUCGCAAACUUGCUUGUCAUUGCCAUUGCGGCAAAGUAUCUUGGUGCCGCGUUGCCGGCGGUGCUUGCCGUCUUCUUUGUGGUGCAAAAGUUCUACCUACGGACGGCGCGGCAGCUGCGACUCCUCGAUAUCGAGGCCAAGGCUCCUCUCGUCUCGCAUUUUCUCGAAACGGCUGCAGGUCUUGCCGCCAUUCGAUGCUACGGGGCCGAGGCAGACUAUCAACGGCGAUGCAUGGACAAGCUGGACUACUCUCAAAAGCCCAGUUACUUGCUGUACUGUGUCCAGCGCUGGCUCAACCUUGUUCUGGAUCUCAUCGUUGCGGGCAUCGCCGUUGUCUUCAUUACCAUCGCCAUCAAGGCCAAGGGCCAUAUCGACCCCGGCCUUGUUGGCACCGCGCUCGUCGGCAUCAUCAACUUUAGCGUCAGCAUCAAAGCUCUGCUUGAGAACUGGACCAAUCUCGAAAUGUGCCUUGGCGCCGUCUCCCGCGUCCGGUCCUUUGCUCUCGAUACCAAGUCGGAGCACAAGGCGGGUGAGGACCAAAGACCGCCGUCCGACUGGCCUGCUCAAGGUCACAUCGCCUACAAGGGAGUUACAGCUGCGUGGGAAGGCAAGGACCAGCCAGCUCUUAGGGAGAUCUCCUUGAUUGUCGAACCCGGGCAAAAACUGGCCGUAUGCGGCCGCACCGGCGGCGCCGGAACCAUCACGGUCGAUGGCGUCGACCUCACCAGCGUGCCUCGCCAAGAGAUCCGAGAACGCUUCAUCUGCGUUUCCCAGACACCCUUUCUACUAACCGGCACGGUUCGCGACAACGUCGACCCCUUUUGCGUCGCCAGCGACAAGGAUGUUCUCAAGGCGCUCGACCAAGUCCAGAUGCUAGACGUGGUUCAGAACCUAGGUGGACUGGACGCCGUCAUCGACAGCGGCACAAUGUCUAUAGGCCAGAAACAGCUCCUCUGCCUCGCGCGCGCCACGCUCCGCCCAGGCUCGAUCCUCAUUCUUGACGAAGCCACCGCCUCAUUGGACUGGGACACAGAUGCCAUCGUCAAGCAGGUCAUCCGCUCCGUCUUUCACUGCCACACUGUCAUCGCCAUCGCCCACCGUGUGUGGAGCAUCGCCGACUACGACCGCGUCGCCGUCAUCGUAGACGGCCGCGUCGCCGAAUAUGGCCCGCCGGCGGAUAUCCUCGGAGACCUGGACUCGGCUUUUGCUCAGCUCUGGCGCAUCGGCGCCGGCAGUGAAACGAAACUCGAGGAUGCCGUUGCUCAACAAGGCAGCGGGGGACCAGGGGAAGCGGCGUGCAAGACGUGA
Hirsutella rhossiliensis is the source of this 4260-nucleotide messenger RNA. RefSeq names its product ABC transporter domain-containing protein. The coding region runs from base 1 to 4260 and encodes 1419 amino acids. The record is from RefSeq and is a predicted model, not a curated record. Gene Ontology annotation, biological process: transmembrane transport. Lineage: Eukaryota; Fungi; Ascomycota; Sordariomycetes; Hypocreales; Ophiocordycipitaceae. Gene Ontology annotation, molecular function: ATP hydrolysis activity; ATP binding; ABC-type transporter activity. The transcript is spliced from 5 exons. Gene Ontology annotation, cellular component: membrane.